Molecule: messenger RNA, 978 nt
Organism: Penicillium soppii
Lineage: Eukaryota; Fungi; Ascomycota; Eurotiomycetes; Eurotiales; Aspergillaceae
Exons: 1
Coding region: 1-978 (325 amino acids)
Molecular function (GO): oxidoreductase activity
Source: RefSeq, a predicted model, not a curated record
AUGAAGGCCAUUGUGAUUGAAAAGUUUGGGGGACCCGAGUCUCUUGUUAUUAAGGACCUCCCCAAGCCCGAACCGGCCAACGGCUACGUGGUGAUCCGUGUGAAAGCAUUCGGAGUCAACCAUGCUGAGAUGCACAUGCGAAAAGGCGAGUGGGCGGAAUGGAUGCCCAUCAGUGGCAUUGAGUGCGUUGGCACCGUAGCGGCAUGCCCUGGAGGCGAGUUUGCAGAGGGCACUCUGGUGGCGAGUCUCAUGGGCGGCCUUGGACGUACUGUCAACGGUAGCUAUGCCGAGUUCACUAGGGCUGAAGUCUCAAAUGUCGUCGCACUGGGCCCUACAGCUUCCAAACUUUCUUGGGACCAGCUUGCUGCCAUUCCCGAAUCAUAUGCGACGGCAUGGACGUGCCUCUUCCGCAACCUUGAGCUUUCGAACGGGCAAAAGCUCUUAAUCCGAGGCGGGACCUCGGCGUUCGGCAGAGCAGCUAUCAAUCUCGCCGUCCUCGCUGGAGCUCAUGUUACUGCGACGACUCGCAAUGAAGCCCGGGCUGCUCAACUGACAGCCCUGGGGGUGGAGAAAGUGGUGAAAGAAGGACUGAACUUGUCUAGACGCCUUCCCGAAAAGUUCGAUUCAAUUCUCGAGCUUGUGGGCAACAGCACCAUCCUUGACUCUCUGAAAAUGGUGCACCGUAGUGGUCGAGUCUGUCUGGCAGGGUUCCUAGGUGGCCUAGCACCUGUCUCAGAUUUCAAUCCACUUCUGCAGAUGGCAAGUGGCGUUCAUUUUAGCUUCUUUGGAAGUUUUGCUUUCGGCACACCUGAAUUUCCCCUGUCAGACGUGCCCCUCCAAGACGUCGUCGCGAUGAUUGCAGAGGGUAAAUUGGACGCCAAGCCUUGGAAAGUUUUCAGGUUCGAGGAGAUUGGCGAAGCUCAUCGUUUGAUGGAGAAUAAUGAAGCUCAGGGUAAAAUGGUUGUGCUUGUGGACUAG